This is a messenger RNA of Anarrhichthys ocellatus (wolf-eel), 1125 nucleotides long. Its product is annotated as endothelin-2. Lineage: Eukaryota; Metazoa; Chordata; Actinopteri; Perciformes; Anarhichadidae. Gene Ontology annotation, biological process: vein smooth muscle contraction; regulation of systemic arterial blood pressure by endothelin; intracellular calcium ion homeostasis. Gene Ontology annotation, cellular component: extracellular region. Gene Ontology annotation, molecular function: endothelin B receptor binding; hormone activity. The transcript has 5 exons. Bases 52 to 786 code for a protein of 244 amino acids. The record is from RefSeq and is a predicted model, not a curated record.
CAGACACCUGCAGACACAUGGCAGCAGCACAUCAGACACACAGCUGUAUCUAUGUGGACAAUAGUCUCACUGGAGAGCUUCAUCCAUCUGCUAUCAACUAUGUCUUCUCGCACCAGUUCAGUUCUUCUUCUCAUCACUCUUUGGGCAUCCAUGGAGGAUGGUCUGAGUCUUCCGGUGAUAAAACGGCUAGAAGUGGAGGUCGGUGACGGUGUCCCAACACAGAGAGUGAGGAUCAAGCGCUGCGCCUGCAGCAGCCUGCUAGACUCUGAGUGCCACUACUUCUGCCACCUGGAUAUCAUCUGGAUCAACACGCCCAGUAAGACGACAGUUUAUGGUCUAGGCAGCGCUCUGUCCCGACGCAGAAGGUCCAUUCGCCGCUGCACCUGUGCCGACCUUGAUGAUCAUAACUGUACCAACUUCUGCCAUCACAGUCCUGAAGUCACAUCCCAAAAGAGAACUGUGAAGAGAAGUCAACUCAACAUACUGAGCAGCCUAAGAAAGGGUGGGAAACAAAAGGUUGCUGAAGGAUGGUGUCCGACGCGGGAAAGCCCAAAGCGCCACAAAAAUGUCUGUUUGUACCCGGGGGUCAAGGGUGGAACAUGUGACAGAGUUCUGCAAACAUAUCAUGUAAACAGAUGUGGAGGAUCAUCACUGAGAGGAGCUACUACCACGAUAAGAGAGCGCUGCACCUGUGGUCAUUUUGGACAUUAUGGCCGAUUGGUCUGUGAGACUCAGGGUGGUUGUCUGUGUGUCACUGCACAGACAGACAGGCAGGCCAGGCACUGACACAGAAGGCUGUGACAGGAAAAAAGGGACAUGCAUACUGUACAUACAUGUUCAGGAAUUUCUCAUAUACUGUAUUUACUUUUGUAAAACGUAUUUAUUUUCUUUUAUCAAUCAAUACAUUUAUUAUUUUACAAUCUAUAUAAUUACUUUUGUUAUGAUUGACUUUGCGGAUACAUGUUGAAAAAAGUUAUGUAGUCUACUGAAAGUUGUAUUUCUUUAUAAUAGAUUAUUGUGUGCAAGUGUAUAUUAAAUAUAUUAAAAUCAAGUCUGUAUCUUCGUAUCUGUCUGUAGGAGUGUUUUAAUGUAAAGAUAAAUUGAGACUAAAAAGUAAAAAAUUGA